AUGGCUCCUUCUUCCAAAGACCGGAAGAUGACCAUGUUCGACGAAAGUGAAGACGAAUCCGAUGGAGGCGCACAACUCAAGGUCAACAACGAAUACGCUGCACGUUUCGAACACAACAAGAAGCGGGAAGAGCGCCACAGGCUAGAGGAAAAAUUCGGCAAGGGCAAACCCCAGGACCACCAAGACCACGACGACGACGAAGACGAUUCCGACGAUGAGACCGAGGAUGAGGAUGGCUACCUCGCAACCGAAGAGCUCGAUGCUCAGCUCAUGGCCACCCUCGAAGCUCUCCGCAAGAAGGACCCUCGCAUCUACGAUCCCGAGGCCAAAUUCUACGACCCAGUAGACGGCGCCCCCCAGCCACAGCCCAAGGAAAAGAAGGAGAAACCAGUCACACUACGAGACUACCACCGCGAGAGAAUCCUCGCCGGCGACACGGGAGCCGACGAGGACCAAGAGCACCCCCAGACAUACGGCCAGGAGCAAGACAGCUUGAAAAAGUCCAUCCUGGGCGAGAUCAACUCCCAGAUCAAGGGCCACCACGAGAGCGAAGACGACGACGGUGAUGACUUCUUGAAGCCCAAGGCCGGCGAGGCAGAGCGCAUCAAGAAGGAGCUGGCAUCCGACGGCAUGCAUCCGUCGCGGGCCGCCAAUGUCAAGGGGGCCAAGGCGGCCAAGGGCAAGAAGGCCUUGUCCAACCUCGAUGUCGCAAAUGCCGAAAAGGACCCCCAAACCUACCUGUCGAACUUCCUGGCUGCCCGCGCUUGGAUUGAGCCCGGAAAGAACAACUGGCAAGCUUUCGACUCGGAUCAAGAGGACAGCGAUGGCAAGGCUGACGAAUGGGAGGUUGCCUACAACCUGCGAUUCGAGGAUCCCAGCAAGAGCAACGAGGUUCUCAAGUCCUACGCCAGAGACGUCGUCGAUGCCAAGUCCGUUCGCCGCGACGAGAAGUCGGGCAGAAUGAAGAAGCGUGAGGAGGAGCGCGCACAGAAGGAGGCAGAGAAGCAAGAACGUCGUGAGGAGCGCAACCGCCUCCGCAACUUGAAGAUUGAGGAAGCAGAGGCCAAGCUGAAGCAAAUCAAGAAGGCAGCUGGUCUUUCCGGCAAGGACCUCGACGAGGACGAGUGGAUCAAAUUCCUCGACGACAAGUGGGACAACGACAAGUGGGAAGAAGAGAUGAACCGAAAGUUUGGCGACGAAUAUUACGCCGAGGGUGAGGGAGCAUCGGAUGACGAAGACAGCAAGAAGCACAAGGUCAAGAAGCCCAAAUUCGAUGACGAUAUCGACAUCAAGGAUCUUGUGCCCGACUUCGAAGAAGACGAGCUUCCUGAUGUGGUACUAUCUGAUCUUGAGGAGGCAGGAGAGGAACAAGAGGAGGUCGACGACGACAAUGAGGACGAGGAUGAGGACGAGGACGGCCCAGCCCGCAAGAAGCAGAAGACGACCAAGGAUCGUAAGAGGGAGCGUCUGACUACUCAGAAGGAGGCACGUAAGGAGCGUUCCAAGAUCGAGGCUCUUGUUGAUGCCAAGAUGGAUAUCGACGAUCCCAUAAUUCCAGGUGGCUCGUCCAAGAAGACUCAAGGGUCAAGGUUUGCCUAUCGGGAGACUUGGGCGGAGUCUUAUGGCCUGACAGCCAAAGACAUCCUCAUGGCACCCUCUGAUUCCGCCCUGAAUGAAUACGUUGGCCUGAAGAAGUUGGCACACUUCCGACCAGCCGACAAGAAAGCCAAGGACAAGAAGCGGUUGAGUAAGAAGCAGAGGUUGCGACAAUGGCGAAAGGAGAACUUCGGCCCCGAGGCCGAAAGAGAAGGUCCUGCUUUCGUUUUUGGUGAUGGCCAAGUGAGAGGAGAUGGCAAAGAGGCGGUCGAAGAGGAAGCAAACGCCGUCGAGGGCUCCAAGAAGCGCAAGAAGCGCUCUGGACGCAGCAAGAACAAGGCUGGCACUGACUGA
Messenger RNA from Truncatella angustata, 1950 nucleotides. Its product is annotated as KRI1-like family-domain-containing protein. NCBI's taxonomy places the organism in Eukaryota, Fungi, Ascomycota, Sordariomycetes, Amphisphaeriales, Sporocadaceae. Gene Ontology annotation, biological process: endonucleolytic cleavage in ITS1 to separate SSU-rRNA from 5.8S rRNA and LSU-rRNA from tricistronic rRNA transcript (SSU-rRNA, 5.8S rRNA, LSU-rRNA). Gene Ontology annotation, cellular component: 90S preribosome; nucleolus. Bases 1 to 1950 code for a protein of 649 amino acids. The transcript has a single exon. The record is from RefSeq and is a predicted model, not a curated record.